CUUGUCAGAACGAUGCCAGGCAAACCUGCGCCCAUCAAGAAGUCCCCAGCCAAGAAGGCUGCCGAGAAAGCACCUGAGCCCGCCCCGCAGCCUGAACCCGCCCCGGCGGAAGCCCCACCUGCGGAAGCACCUGCACAGCCCGCACCUGUGGAAACUGCUCCACCGGAGGCUGCAGCUCCCGCUGUGGCCCCGGCCGAAGCGGCUCCCCCCGCCGAGGGAGAGGCAGCCCCCGCCGCCCCGGCUGAGGACACCCCUGCUGCUGAAGGAAGCCCCCCAGCUGAUGCCACAGCCACCGAGGAAGGAUCUGUUUUGACAACUCCCACUGAGGCUGCUCCAGCAGAAGCUGCCGUAGUUGAGGAGUCACCCAAGGCCCCCACCCCCCCACCUCCUGCAGUGCCCACCAGCGCUCCUCUGGACGUCUCUGUGGAUGAUGUAAACAACUCCAGCCUCACCAUUAAAUGGAAGACACCGGAGACCAUCGGUGACUCCGGCCUGGAUGGAUACACCAUAGAGUACCGCAAGGAUGGAACAACAGACUGGGUUGUAGGUAACGAGGAGCUGACUGUAGCAAACCGUCACUGCAUCAAGAAUCUGACCACAGGUGACCUGCUGCAUGUUCGUGUGGUGGCUGUCAACCCCGGUGGCCGCAGUGAACCUGGUACACUUGCAGACCCUGUGCCCAUCCGUGAGAUUGCGGACCGUCCCAAGAUCCGCAUGCCCCGCGUUCUCCGAUCCCGUUACGUCAGGCAGGUUGGAGAGCAGAUCAACGUGGUCAUCCCGUUUCUUGGGAAACCCAAACCUGUGGUGUCCUGGCUUAAGGAUGGUCAGCCUCUGGAUGCAAAGAGGGUCAACAUCAGGAACAGCGACAAGGACAGCAUCCUGUUUAUCCGCACAGCUGAGAGGGACGACUCUGGUGUUUACGAGAUGACUGUUAAAGUGGAGAGCUUUGAAGACAAAGCCACCCUCACCCUUCAGAUUGUAGAGCUGCCUGGUCCUCCUGCCAGUGUGAAGCUGGUGGACAACUGGGGUUUCAACGCUGCUCUUGAAUGGACACCUCCCAAGGAUAACGGCAACACAGAAAUCACUGGAUACACUAUUCAGAAGGCCGACAGGAAGACCGGGGAGUGGUUCACGGUGCUGGAGCACUACCACAGGCUAACUGCCACUGUCUCAGACCUCAUCAUGGGCAACUCAUACUCCUUCAGGGUGUUUGCUGAGAACAAAGUGGGCAUCAGUGAGAAGAGUGCUGUCACCAAGGACGUGGCCACCAUCCAGAAGACAGGUAUUGUCUACAAGCCUCCAGAGUACCAGGAGCACGACUUCAGCGAGGCACCAAAGUUCACAACACCCCUCAGUGACCGCGCUGCUACUGUGGGAUACACCACCAAGCUGCUGUGUUCUGUUCGUGGAUGCCCCAAGCCAAAGAUCGAGUGGCUGAAAAAUCAGAUGGUCAUUGGUGACGACCCCAAGUUUCGCCAGAUCUCCAACCAGGGCAUUUGCUCCCUCGAGAUCCGCAAGCCCUGCAGCUUCGACGGUGGUGUGUACACCUGCAGAGCCAAGAACGCCCAGGGAGAGGCAACUGUCUCCUGCAAGCUGGAGGUCAAACAGGUUAUUCUUCCAGAUGCUGAGAAGGGCAAAUAAACAAUCUUUAGAGUGCCUUUAAAGGACCAGCAGAAGUCCAGGUCUUAUAUUUUAAGAAUGUUUGAGAAGGUGAGAGAAAAGUUGUGUCUGGCUGUGCAGCAGUGCGUACGUAAUGAAGAAAGGGACAGAACAACAUACCAACAUCUCCUUAUCUAUUUCCACCAACACGUCCCGACUCAUCCACUCCUUCCAGUAUGCAGGGAGGACCCACACUACCCCACCCAAUACGGUUUGCCAAAUGUAUGUUAUUUUAGUUGGUUACGUGUAUGUAAGGCUAUAUUUACCAUGUUUUUUCUGCCUGUGUCCAUUUGCUGUUUGUUUUAGUAGAUACUGCACAUGUACUGCUCAAUAAAACAGUGAAUCCUUA
Messenger RNA from Toxotes jaculatrix (banded archerfish), 2008 nucleotides. It is a transcript of the gene mybpha, whose product is annotated as myosin binding protein Ha. Gene Ontology annotation, molecular function: protein binding. Bases 13 to 1641 code for a protein of 542 amino acids. Lineage: Eukaryota; Metazoa; Chordata; Actinopteri; Toxotidae. The transcript is spliced from 14 exons. The record is from RefSeq and is a predicted model, not a curated record.